AUGGCCGUGUGUGAUAAUAAUUACAAGUUUACACUCGUAGAUAUCGGAGCCUACGGUAGCCAUAAUGAUGCCGGAGUGUUUUCUCGAUCGGAAUUUGGGAAAGCGCUGCGAGAUCAAACCCUCGAAUUACCAGAACGGGUUGCAAAAUUACCUGGAAGUGAAGUUGCAACGCCUUGUUUUUUUGUUGGCGAUGACGCUUUUCGAUUAACUAAAAAUCUGGUGAAACCAUACGCUGAUCGUAAUUUAACUCAUGUUCAGAAAAUUUUCAAUUAUCGAUUAUCUCGAGCCAGAAGAACAAUAGAAAAUGCAUUUGGAAUGCUGGCUUCCCGGUGGAGAGUAUUUCGAAAACCCAUUUGCAUGAAUCCUGCGACUGUGGAUAAGAUUGUUAUGGCGUGCGUUUGCCUUCAUAAUUUCUUAAAAACUACGAAUGAUGCAUUGUCACCACAUGAUCCUUCAUAUUGCCCACCUGAUUUUGUGGAUUCUGAAUCGGAAAACGGCCAACUAGUGCCUGGAGAAUGCCGAACUGAACUUCGUGAAGGUUUUGAAGGUCUUGCAGCUUCGAGUGCUCAUCGCGCUACAAGAGAUGCAUACAAUCAGAGAGACGUAUUAGCUAAUUACUUUUUGACACCUGAAGGUGAAAUUCCCUGGCAGCAUGCAUACAUACGUAGAGGAUUCCACUCUGAUGAUACCCCAGAUAAUUGA
Molecule: messenger RNA, 702 nt
Organism: Fopius arisanus
Lineage: Eukaryota; Metazoa; Arthropoda; Insecta; Hymenoptera; Braconidae
Source: RefSeq, a predicted model, not a curated record